CGCAGCCACGCCUCUACGAGUUGCCGUAACGGCCCAAAACUGCAAAAAAUUCAAUCCUCUCCCAAUUUCAAACAAAACCCUAAAAAUUGAACCCCCAAAAAAGCCUCAAUCAUAUUACACUUUCCCGUUUGAUCGAAUCUCCCAAAUCUAAACCCUGAAUUCAUUUCGACCCAUUUCGAAACCCCCAAAUCCCAUUUUGAAAAACCAAAAAAUUUCAAAUUUUGGCGUGGCAUACAGAUUCAAUUUCGUGGUCGAAUCUGAAGGAUGGGACUCAAGGUUUUGAUCUUUGUUCUUCUAUUGACAGUGAUAUCUUCUUCUUUGAUUGGCUGUCUCUCGGACUCAGCAAUCACAGAGACCUCCCUCUCCACUCGAAAUCUCAGAGCUUUGCACUCUCCCACUAUUGAGAGUGAGCUAGUGGUAGUGGCGGAUUUGGAUGGAAGAAUAUAUUUAGUGGACACUGGAUCAAGGAAAAUUCUGUGGUCUUUUGCGUCUGGACAGCCCAUUUACUCGUCGUAUCGGGCGGUUCUUAACAAUGACAAAGAUAAAAGCAAUGGCUCUGAACUGAGUAAUAGUGAUAAUGACUUCUAUAUAGAUUGCGGUGAUGAUUGGUCACUUUAUCUGCAUAAAAAGAGCUUCAAGAAAGUGAAAAUUGGAAUGAGUGCUGGAGAUUAUUUGAAAAAUGCUCCAUACAUUUCAGAGGAUGGAGGAGUCACGGUAGGAUCAAAGAAAACCACUGUUUAUCUUGUUGAUGCCAAGUCCGGUAGAUUAGUUAAUACUUAUAAGUUGGAUGGUUAUCCUUCCGGAUCGGCACCUCAAGGUGCUGAAGAAAACCCAGUUUUAUCGGAUGAAGAUGGUGAGGAAUUGGUAGAGUUUGGUGCUUUGAACUUGGAAACAGUUGAGCAGCCACUUUACAUUAUGAGGACAGACUAUUUACUCCAACAUUAUUCAGCAGACAAUAGAAAAGUCUUGUGGAAUGUGACUUUUUCUGAAUUUGAUGCUCAUUUUAAAAAUCAAAAACUAGAGAGUUCUUUUGGUGGGAUUUCUCCCAAAUCAGAGAAUGGGUUUAGUUUAGAGUACGGGGGUGAUGUUGACUCACAAUUGCUUUAUCUUUCAAAGCCUAGUGUCCUCCGAAUUCGUGAUCAUAUAUGGUUGGAAUCUCUUCCUGCAUUCAAUAGAUUAGUAACUGGUCUUUCUGGAGGCAGCCCACUCUCUCUGCCUGCUGCUGAACGCAAGUCUUCCUCAGGGGCUGCUGACCUAUUACAACUGGCUCCUCCCAGAAAUGAAGGCAGACAAGUGCUUGCUUUGCCCGCUUCUGAGGAUGAGAACCCUGGGGCUUUUGAGGAUGAGAGCCCUGGGGUCUUGGUUAGGCAAGGUUCCCAAAUAAGGACUUUUAUCCCUUUUCUUUCAGCUCUUAUGUGCAUUAUGGGCGUUAUCUUUUACCCCUAUUUAAGAUUUGGAGAAUGGCUUAAGUUGAAUAGGCAUAGAGAGGAGCUCAAUAUACAUGCUGGGACUCCCAAAAAGAAGAAAACUCGGAGAUCGGGAAACAAUAAGAGAAGUUCCAAUAAUCAGAGAAUGCCAGAUGAUAUCUCGCCUGAGAAUAAAGUUGGAGACACUAAAGGAAUUCCACACAUUGAAGGAAAUGAAUUAAAAUAUCUUUUUGAUCGUGUAGAUGUUCAUGUUGAUGGACGUAGUAUUGGUAAGUUACUUGUUUUUAACAAAGAAAUUGCUAAGGGAAGCAAUGGUACCAUUGUACUUGAGGGAAUUUAUGAUGGUCGUCCUGUAGCCGUUAAACGUCUUGUGAAGACCCAUCAUGACGUGGCUUUGAAAGAGAUUCAGAAUCUUAUUGCUUCUGAUCAGCAUCCAAAUAUUGUUCGUUGGUAUGGGGUGGAAGAUGAUCAAAAUUUUGUUUAUCUUGCUUUGGAGCGUUGUACUUGUAACUUAAAUGAAUUUAUUUUCUUAUGCUCUGAAUCUUUUCAAAGUGAAAUAAUUACCAAGGAUCAAUUCUCAAACUUCUUGGAUGAGCAUACUGCUCAAUUACAGUCAAUAAAGGAAAACAACAAGAAUGUUAAAUUGUGGAAGGAGAAUGGAUACCCAGCACCCCAGUUGCUAAAAUUGAUGAGAGAUGUGGUUUCUGGGCUUGCCCAUUUGCAUGAGCUUGGAAUUAUACACCGGGACCUAAAGCCUCAAAAUGUUUUAAUAAUAAAGGAGAGAUAUUUGUGUGCAAAGAUUUCAGAUAUGGGUAUUAGCAAACGUCUUAGCAGAGACAUGUCUGCUUUCAGCCAGCAUGCUACUGGUUGUGGGAGCUCAGGUUGGCAAGCACCCGAACAACUUCUCCAUAGGCGCCAAACACGUGCUGUGGAUUUGUUCAGUUUAGGUUGUGUUCUCUUUUUCUGUGUCACGGGGGGUAACCACCCAUAUGGGGACAGUAUUGAACGUGAUGUGAAUAUUGUGAACGAUCGCAAGGACCUGUUCUUAGUAGAGAAUAUACCAGAAGCUGUUGAUCUUUUCUCUAAUCUUUUGGAUCCCAACCCAGAUAUUAGGCCAAAGGCUACUGAUGUAUUGCAUCAUCCUUUCUUUUGGGAUUCAGAGAUGAGACUCUCAUUUCUUCGAGAUGCCAGUGAUCGGGUUGAAUUGGAAGACAGGGAGAAUGAAUCUGAGCUCUUAAAUGCAUUAGAAAGCAUUGCAGCAGUGGCAUUGAAUGGGAAAUGGGAUGAAAAGAUGGAAGCCACAUUUCUCAGUAACAUUGGUCACUACAGGCGAUAUAAGUUUGACAGCAUUCGCGACUUACUACGUGUCAUACGGAACAAAUUGAAUCAUUAUAGGGAGCUUCCUCAAGAAAUUAAGGAAUUAUUGGGGCCAGUUCCUGAGGGAUUUGACAGUUAUUUUUCAAGUCGAUUUCCAAAACUCUUAAUUGAGGUUUAUAAUGUGAUUUGCAGGUACUGUAAAGAGGAAAAAUUCUUUCGUAAAUAUAUUAACAGCAGCCCAAUUUAAUUUACUCUCGCUCCCUUCUUGUUCCUCCCCAACUGUUGUAUUCUAGAAUCUAAAUUUUGCACAGUUAUGUAAAUAUAAAUUUCAUUAUAUGGCAAACACUUGUGUACAUCUGGUAAUAAAAAAAAAAAAAGUGUAUGCC
This is a messenger RNA of Quercus lobata, 3130 nucleotides long. Its product is annotated as serine/threonine-protein kinase/endoribonuclease IRE1b-like. The transcript has 6 exons. The record is from RefSeq and is a predicted model, not a curated record. Lineage: Eukaryota; Viridiplantae; Streptophyta; Magnoliopsida; Fagales; Fagaceae. Gene Ontology annotation, cellular component: IRE1-TRAF2-ASK1 complex. Gene Ontology annotation, molecular function: ATP binding; protein serine/threonine kinase activity; RNA endonuclease activity. Gene Ontology annotation, biological process: protein phosphorylation; IRE1-mediated unfolded protein response; mRNA processing. Bases 265 to 2991 code for a protein of 908 amino acids.